Messenger RNA from Bemisia tabaci, 3344 nucleotides. The record is from RefSeq and is a predicted model, not a curated record. NCBI's taxonomy places the organism in Eukaryota, Metazoa, Arthropoda, Insecta, Hemiptera, Aleyrodidae.
AAGCAGCCAACUUCGGUACAUGCGGGAUCUGCCGUCUCGCGCGCGGUCGCUCUGCGAGUGCACGGUCCAAACGUGCGCCAUCGCUUAUCGCUGAGAGCCAUACUGCUAGGACAGCCGUCAGCUCCGAGCGGAAGAGGCCGCCUCGACUUCGAAGCUUAGUCCCCGAUUCCCGAUCGUACUUAAAAUUUGUAAACUCGUGUCUAAUAAAUAAUUCGAAUUUUAGCACCAACUCGCUGGUACCGAUCAAACUUUUGACUUUAGACUUGACGAGCUAGGUAAGGAGUUGUAGAUUGUUAAUAUUGCCGGCAAGGAAAUGUUUUGAAGCCUCAGUUUUAACUAGUUGACUCUCAGUGCUGCUGCUGCAAGGUAAUUAGCAUUGUAGUGAAUCCAACCAGCUCAUUAUCUUUUUACGAACAUUUCAUAUCAGAGUGAAACUCCAUCAUUAUCAACAUUUUAGUGACUUCUCUCUCGGUGUCUGUUGACCUCCGAAUCGGAAUAAUCUUGGAAUGUAACUCGUGGUUUUCAUCUACUAUUGACAAUGAAAUUACGUUUGUACCUACCUAGUGCUAGCCAGUGCUAGCUAGAACGUUUUGAUCUUCCGGAGGUGUUGUGUCGCUAUGCCCAAGAUUUAACCUUUGCACGGAUUGAUACUCACGAAUCAAAGGACUUUGCGCCUUUACUUUUGCUGAGCAGUUUUGAACUGCCACAGUUUGAUUCUGACAAAAUGGAAUGGAAUGGAUUUUCCUCGGUUAUUACUGAUGUAUGCUACAAAAAGUAUGGCUCUCUACCUAAAUCUGGCAAACCUCAUACAGAUGGAAGUCAAUGGACAUCAUGUGCUGCCAUAGUCAAGAGAAAUUCAGAUGGAACCUUGAAGGUAGUUAGCCUAGCCACUGGCUCCAGAUGCAUAGGUAAAUCCAGACUAAAUGCCACCGGAACUCUUGUCCAUGAUAGUCAUGCAGAGGUCUUGGCAAGGAGAGGCUUUUUGCGCUACCUAUAUGAACAAAUUGAAAUGUUCCAGAGAAGAGGUACUUCAGAUGUCAUUGAAGAAAGUAAUUUUACAAUUGAGAAAUUUAAGUUGAAGGAUUCUGUUGAAUUCCAUUUCUUUUCCAGUCAUAUACCAUGUGGAGAUGCCUCCAUAAUUCCAAAAUGUGACGGUGAUGAAGGUUUGUUCAAUGGAAACAACCGGAGAGAAGAAUGUAAAUGUUUCGAUUCUAAAAGAAAAUUGUCAGACAGUGAAACAGAAGAUCGCUGUAAAAAAUCUAAGAUGGAUUGCUUUCUGAUGUCAACUUGCCCUUUAAAUAGAGCACAGAAGAAUCAACAAGAAAAUAGUGUCUACGAUGUGUUUCGCACCGGUGCUAAGUGUGUACCUUCAGAUUCUCGACAAGACGCACUUCUACCUGGAGUGAAAUAUCACAGCCUUGGAGCAGUGAGGACCAAACCUGGUCGAGGUGAUCCAACCAUGUCAGUCUCUUGCAGCGAUAAAAUAGCAAGAUGGAAUGCUGUUGGUAUCCAGGGAGCUUUGCUGUCACAUCUGCUUGAGCACCCUAUUUUCUUGAAGACCAUCGUCAUCGGUGGAGGAGGACCAUUUUGUGAGGAAUCCAUUCUCAGAGCUCUGGUGAAGCGGUUCAAUGCAGCAGAUAUACAUAUACCUCUUAUCAUGCGUUCAAGUAUCGUUUUCACCCAUGCUAGGUACGGAAAGCCUACAAGUCAACCGGCUCCAGCUAGUAUCAUUUGGUGUGACGUCUCUCAAAAGCCAUUGGAAAUUGGGGUGGACGGGAAGAAGCAAGGUGCAACCAAAGGAGCUAAAAAUGAUUAUUUGCUCGUAUGCAGGAAAAGUUUAUUCCAAAAAUUCAUCUCUCUAACUGGUGAGAAAUUCAAAAGUCAAACAUAUUUUGAUUGCAAGCAAGCAGCAGAAGCUUAUCAGUGUGCAUGGAAACUGAGGAAGAGUCAAUUGGGGGCUUGGACGGAGAAACCGCCUGAAUUGCAACACUUCAAAAUUGACAAUCCAACUUGAGACUCAUGUUAUUAGUAUUAGAAGAAAGCAGCAAAUCAAGGAGCUCAAGAAUCAUGUUGCUGAAUUGAGGAAGCGGAAAAAUUACGAUCAAAGAUAGAUUGCUCGGGCGCCUGUCAAAACAACUGAUGGUACGAUAUUAAAGAUUCACGAACGGGAAAGGAAGUUACAUCAUCUUGAGGGUCGGAGCUCGGAUUUUCCCGCCCGGGCCUUCACCAGCUCGGCCAAUUCCACAUGGUCGCUGGAAACAGAGGAUUGGGCCGCUUUUCUCGCCUGCCAACUCGACUUAGCCAAGUGUCUUCAAAGUGGUCAAGAAGGGGUUACAACUCAGAAGCAUUUUCCCAAAAAGUCUACUGUUUAUUAACAUAUCAUACGUUGCCUGGGCCGCUACCACAGGCACAAAUGCUAUAACUGUAAGUUGACGAAUUUCAAGGGCAAACUCUAGGUCCUGUGCAUACCAAUGCUGUAGACCCAAACUUUGAAUUUGCCGCCAAUUAGCUCGACUAAAAUGAAAGAAGCACCCUCUGACUAAACACUCUGGAAAUACAGUUUUAAUGGAAUUUCUCACUGCUUUUUCGAAAUCAAUCAGGAUUGGGACUGCUGGAGACAUUCCUGGAAGUGACUGGGCUGUGGCCCUAAAUAAUUUUGUGUCUCCUUUUUUGUUUGUCAUCAAAGAGGGAGAGGCAAGAGAGAGGUAAUUAUUAAACUUGCCAGAUACGAUGAAAACCACCCGUGCCGAAAAAUCCGGGAACCAUUAGUGUCGAUACACUGUAUGGAUUUAGAUAAGGUGGUAAAAUGGAGUUAGGUCCAUUUCGACCAUUAGGACCAUUUCGCAGGGAAAACAAAGCCAGAAAGUUUAAAAAUGUCAAUAGAGUCGAAAAUUUUGAGAUUUCGAUAGGUCAACAUUCCUUCCUGAUUUAUAAGGGGCUGAAAAAUCGAAUCAUCAUAUCACAAAAAUAUUUUAUGUACACAAGCUUGAAUUUACACUGAUUAUAUACUACUUAUCUAUACUACCCUCCCUGGCCCUAGGUUUACACAAUCAUAAUAUGGACGUAUUUCUGCCAAACGGAACUAUGUACAUUAAAUUGAUUAUGAUAAAAGUUAGUGUAAAUUAUUUUUUUAAGUGUCUGUCUCGUAUAAUAAUUUAGUAACUUAGAUUUUUCUCCGUUUCUUUGAGCAGUCAGGGUUCCGAAUCUCAUCGGUUCCAUCUCUUGUUAGCAACAAGUAUUAGCACAUUCAUGAUCGCAGAUAGCUAUGUCGUAUAAAGGUUUUUAUAUGUAAAAUGUAUAAUUAUUGAAUCAAACAAAAUACCUCUGCAAAGGCUUUUGACAAA